Phaethon lepturus (White-tailed tropicbird) is the source of this 1251-nucleotide messenger RNA. RefSeq names its product cholinergic receptor, nicotinic, alpha 3 (neuronal) (gene CHRNA3). Gene Ontology annotation, cellular component: synapse; postsynaptic membrane; neuron projection. Gene Ontology annotation, biological process: regulation of membrane potential; signal transduction; chemical synaptic transmission. The transcript is spliced from 3 exons. The record is from RefSeq and is a predicted model, not a curated record. The annotation marks the transcript as partial. Gene Ontology annotation, molecular function: acetylcholine-gated monoatomic cation-selective channel activity; transmembrane signaling receptor activity. Lineage: Eukaryota; Metazoa; Chordata; Aves; Phaethontiformes; Phaethontidae.
AUCUGGAACGAUUACAAGCUUCGGUGGAAUCCAGCGGACUAUGGAGGUGCUGAAUUCAUCCGAGUACCAUCUGGCCAGAUCUGGAAGCCAGAUAUUGUUUUAUAUAACAAUGCAGUUGGGGAUUUCCAGGUUGAUGACAAGACAAAGGCCCUAUUAAAAUACACGGGUGAUGUGACCUGGAUACCUCCAGCUAUAUUUAAAAGCUCAUGUAAAAUAGAUGUAACCUACUUCCCAUUUGACUAUCAGAACUGCACCAUGAAGUUUGGUUCCUGGUCUUACGAUAAAGCCAAAAUUGACUUAGUUUUAAUUGGCUCUACAAUGAACCUGAAAGAUUACUGGGAGAGCGGAGAAUGGGCUAUUAUUAAAGCUCCUGGGUAUAAACAUGACAUCAAAUACAACUGCUGCGAAGAGAUAUAUCCAGACAUCACAUAUUCUCUUUACAUUAGGCGUUUACCUCUAUUUUACACUAUCAAUAUGAUUAUUCCAUGUCUGCUGAUUUCAUUUCUGACUGUGUUAGUUUUCUAUUUGCCUUCAGACUGUGGCGAGAAGGUGACGCUCUGUAUAUCAGUCCUUUUAUCUUUAACAGUGUUCCUUCUUGUUAUCACAGAAACCAUACCUUCUACUUCUCUGGUAAUUCCACUUAUUGGGGAAUACCUCCUUUUCACCAUGAUAUUUGUAACUCUAUCUAUUGUCAUUACGGUAUUUGUACUUAACGUGCACUACAGAACACCCAAGACACACACAAUGCCCGUGUGGGUGAGAACCAUUUUCUUGAACUUACUUCCAAGGAUCAUGUUUAUGACAAGGCCUGCCAGUGACGAAGAGAAUAAUCAGAAGCCAAAACCAUUUUUCACUUCUGAGUUUUCAAACUUAAAUUGCUUCAACAGUUCUGAAACCAAAUGCUGCAAGGAUGGCUUUGUAUGUCAAGAUACGGCAUGCAGCUGUUGUCAGUAUCAACGAAUAAAGUUCUCGGAUUUCACUGGCAAUCUCACAAGAAGUUCAAGCUCUGAGUCUGUAGAUCCUCUCUUUUCAUUUUCAGUUCUGUCACCAGAAAUGAGAGAUGCUAUUGAAAGUGUUAAAUACAUUGCAGAAAACAUGAAAAUGCAGAAUGAAGCAAAAGAGAUUCAGGAUGACUGGAAAUACGUUGCCAUGGUAAUCGAUCGAAUUUUUCUAUGGGUUUUCAUCUUGGUAUGUAUUCUAGGAACAGCAGGAUUGUUUUUACAACCUUUGAUGGCUGGAGACGAAAUGUAA